Molecule: messenger RNA, 708 nt
Organism: Eruca vesicaria subsp. sativa (arugula)
Lineage: Eukaryota; Viridiplantae; Streptophyta; Magnoliopsida; Brassicales; Brassicaceae
Source: the annotation of a GenBank genome assembly
AUGUCGGAGAACCAAAGAAAUCUUGAAGCUGGGUUGUUACUGAACAAGAACCGAAACGACAUCAACGAGUGUCGUAUCACUGUGGCAGUGCUCUUCAGUACUUUUGUUUCUGUUUGUGGUUCUUUCUGCUUUGGUUGUGCGGCAGGUUAUUCAUCAGUAGCUCAAACAGGGAUUAUAAAUGAUUUAGGCCUCUCUGUUGCAGAAUACUCAAUGUUUGGAUCUAUCAUGACUUUCGGAGGGAUGUUUGGUGCAAUCUUUAGUGGGAAGGUCGCAGAUCUCAUCGGUAGAAAAGGGACAAUGUGGUUUGCUCAAGUUUUCUGCAUCGGUGGUUGGCUUGCAAUAGCAUUUGCACAAGACACGAUUUGGCUAGACGCUGGAAGAUUUUCCACAGGAUUUGCAGUUGGAUUAUUCAGCUACGUGAUACCGGUUUAUAUUGCAGAAAUAACACCAAAACAUGUUCGAGGAGCAUUUGUAUUUGCUAAUCAGCUGAUGCAAAGUUGUGGGUUGUCAUUAUACUACGUCAUUGGAAAUUUUGUACAUUGGCGUAAUUUAGCGUUAAUCGGUCUGAUUCCAUGUAUUUUGCAAGUUGUGACUUUGUUCUUCAUUCCAGAGUCCCCUAGAUUACUGCUAGAGAGCCGAGCAUUGUAUAGGCUGAAGCAGAACUUGAACAGCCAUGGACUCAAUGCUUAUGCUGAUUUGCUUGUCUAG